Messenger RNA from Vespula vulgaris, 2806 nucleotides. RefSeq names its product glutamate receptor ionotropic, kainate 2 (gene Ir8a). The transcript is spliced from 16 exons. The record is from RefSeq and is a predicted model, not a curated record. Bases 6 to 2729 code for a protein of 907 amino acids. Lineage: Eukaryota; Metazoa; Arthropoda; Insecta; Hymenoptera; Vespidae. Gene Ontology annotation, cellular component: postsynaptic membrane; plasma membrane. Gene Ontology annotation, molecular function: transmitter-gated monoatomic ion channel activity involved in regulation of postsynaptic membrane potential; glutamate-gated receptor activity. Gene Ontology annotation, biological process: synaptic transmission, glutamatergic; modulation of chemical synaptic transmission; monoatomic ion transport.
UCGGUAUGUCGCUGAUCGAGAUUAGAAGGACGAUCGUCUACGUUCUAAUAUUUGGAUUUUUACUUUUAUUACCGAUCAAAUGUCAAACUCCAAUGAGUCUGUUAAUAGUGAUAGAAAACGAAGAUAGCUCGAUUUUGAGUGUAUUGAACGACGCAGCUUCGAGCGCCGAGAAGGAUUUUGGUCACGAUCUUAUAACAGUGCACUUGUCCAAGGUCGAAGUAGAUCGGGAGAAUCUAGAUGAGAGCUUUCAAAAAGUUUGCGCUGUACUAUACAAGGGCGUUAGUCUUAUAUUGGACAUGACUUGGUCCGGUUGGGAUUUAUUACGUAUAGUGGCAGAAGAUAAAGGUAUUGUUUAUAAACGGGGUGACUGUAGCAUCAAUCCUUACGUUCAAGCAGUCGACGAUUUGUUGCUGAUGAAAAAUGCUACGGACGUUGGCCUCAUUUUUGAAGACGAAAGAGAACUCAAUCAAUCACUAUAUUAUCUCAUUGGUAUCUCGAUAAUCAGAUUGGUCGUGAUCGACGAGUUUACUGACAGAACUGUUUCGAAAAUUCGAAGUAUGAGACCAUCACCCUCCUAUUAUGCGAUUUAUUCGAGUACAUACAAGAUGGAGGAAUAUGUUAAAACUGCAAUCGAAGGUGGCUUAGUUAAAAGGGAUGACAUAUGGAAUUUGAUUUUCACCGAUAAUCGUUACAAAGACUUCAAAUACAUUAGUGUCGAUUCGUUUAACGUAUCCUGCACAGUUUUAACCAUGAAUUCUGACGUUUGUUGUCAUUUGAUGGGCGAAUCCAACUGCAAUUGUCCGGCCGAUUUUCAGAUAUUUCCAAUCUGUUUUAAACGUUUGAUCGGAUUAAUAGUAAGCAUCAUGAACGAAAUUCAAAAGUCUGGAAUAAGCGUGGAACCAAAAUCGGGUCAAUGCCCGUCUAAUUUGACUGGAAUUCCAGCACCCUCGACUUCUAACGAAACCGCUGAGGCAUUCAAUAAAUUUUUAAUAUCGAGAUUGACAAACAACGAUACUUUCGAUUAUUGGUCAGAAAAGGCCACGAUCAUGUACAAAGCCGAAAUAUCAUUGCAAACUCUCGAACGUGGAUUUUUGAAACCACUUGGAACUUGGACCAGACGGAACAAGAUCGUUGAAGCUUCAGGAUCUAAGAUACGUCCGGCAAAGAGAUUCUUUCGAAUUGGAACGACUAAAUCGAUACCAUGGUCAAUGCCAAAAAUAGAUCCAGCGACUGGUCAAACAAUGAGAGAUGCCGAUGGUAACGAGGUGUGGGAAGGAUACUGUAUUGAUUUUAUCGAGAAAUUAUCCGAAGAGAUGCAAUUCGAUUAUGAAUUGGUCAUUCCCAUUGAUCGUAGUUUUGGUGAAAAGUUACAGAACGGUCAAUGGAGUGGUCUGGUUGGUGAUCUUGCGAAAGGAGAAACAGAUAUUGCGGUUGCCGCAUUGACGAUGACCUCGGAAAGGGAAGAAGUGAUUGAUUUUGUCGCACCUUAUUUCGAACAAUCCGGUAUUCUCAUAGUGAUGAGAAAACCUGUUCGUAAGGCUUCACUGUUUAAAUUUAUGACGGUCUUAAGGCCAGAGGUUUGGCUCAGUAUUGUCGGUGCUUUAACCUUGACUGGAAUAAUGAUUUGGAUAUUGGAUAAAUAUUCACCUUAUAGCGCUAGAAAUAAUAAGAGGCUUUAUCCUUAUCCCUGCAGAGAAUUUACAUUAAAGGAAAGUUUCUGGUUCGCUCUUACAUCGUUUACACCACAAGGAGGUGGAGAAGCUCCAAAAGCAUUGUCAAGUAGAACACUCGUAGCUGCUUAUUGGUUGUUCGUUGUACUGAUGUUAGCUACAUUUACUGCCAAUUUGGCUGCUUUUCUUACCGUCGAAAGAAUGCAAUCACCAGUCCAAUCUCUCGAACAACUGGCACGUCAAUCGCGAAUAAAUUACACGGUACGUGUUAAUUCAGGAGCCCAUCAAUACUUCAUAAAUAUGAAGAAUGCCGAGGACAAGCUUUAUACUGCUUGGAAAGAAAUCACUUUGAACAGUACAAGCGAUCAAAUAGAAUAUCGUGUUUGGGAUUAUCCUAUAAAAGAACAAUACGGACAUAUACUUCAAGCUAUCACUCAAGUUGGCCCUGUUGAAUCCAACGAAGAAGGAUUCAGAAAAGUGAUCGAAAGUGAAAACGCAGAGUUUGCGUUUAUACAUGAUUCCUCGCAAAUAAAGUACGAAGUUACGAGAAAUUGUAAUUUGACUGAAGUGGGUGAGGUAUUUGCCGAACAACCAUAUGCAAUUGCAGUUCAACAGGGUAGCCAUUUGCAAGAGGAGAUAAGUAGAAGAAUACUCGAUUUACAAAAGGAUAGAUAUUUCGAAACCUUGGCGUCCAAAUAUUGGAAUCAAUCUUUGAAAGCUCAGUGUCCAAAUUCCGAUGAUAGCGAGGGUAUCACGUUGGAAAGUUUAGGUGGAGUCUUCAUAGCAACUUUAUUCGGUCUCGCUCUGGCAAUGAUCACACUGGCUGGUGAAGUUUUAUAUUAUCGUAAAAGAAAUGCUUCUCAAGGAAAGGAUAAGAAGAAGGAUUCGAAAGUUAUGAAAAAAAUGGAAAACGAUGAAAAAUUGAUGAUACAAAAAUUAGCUUCGAAAUUGCAAAUGAAACCAGCACCGACAGAUGGAUUUUUCAGUAGACAACAACUCGGUCAACCACGUGUUUCACAUAUUUCCGUUUAUCCACGAAACUUUCCUUUCAAGGAAUGAUAAUUAAUAUAAAUCAAUUAAUCGAUAAUUAAUUGAUAAUUUAUCGACGACGAUCAUUAUAAUAUAUAUUAUGUAUA